Molecule: messenger RNA, 1017 nt
Organism: Aspergillus wentii DTO 134E9
Lineage: Eukaryota; Fungi; Ascomycota; Eurotiomycetes; Eurotiales; Aspergillaceae
Exons: 4
Coding region: 1-1017 (338 amino acids)
Biological process (GO): reciprocal meiotic recombination
Cellular component (GO): synaptonemal complex
Molecular function (GO): ubiquitin protein ligase activity
Source: RefSeq, a predicted model, not a curated record
AUGGACUUCUACCUCAGGUGCAAUUCUCUCAAGUGCCGCUCGCAGUUGAAAGAGAGAGCGGUUGUGACUACGUGCUCACAUAUUUUCUGUCUUCAUUGCGCAGGUAAACUUGGUCUUUCACACCACACGUCCAAUGACCGUCGCUGCCCAGCAUGUCAGACAAUUCUCCUCAAUCCAGACGAUGCCGUCUCAACCAUACUCAACCCAACAGAAGACUACAAAACGAGUGUUCUCAGCGGACUUGAUCCAAACACUAUAAUGGAAUGUGCUGGUCGAGCAUUGGUCUUUUGGGCAUAUCAAACCACUCAGGAGAUUUUCUAUCAGGAGUUUCUCGGGAAAACCCUCACUGAGAAAUAUUCUACUUUGAAUGGACAGAUGGAUAAGGUCAUUCAUAACGCCAAUUCCGAGAUCUCAACUCUCCAAACAAGAAUCUUAGAUCUUCAGACAAACCAAGAGCAGCUUCGAAAGAAAAGUCAAGAGCUUGUUGAUAUGUACCGUGAGAAGUCGAAGAAGUUCACCCAGAUAAACAAUCUCUAUAAUCUUCUAAAAUCUCGAGCCAUGAAAUCGCAAAUGCAGACAGCUGUCUCGGACUCGGUAUCGCAUACGUUGAAUUCACUUGGAUCCUCACGAAAUGGGCCUGUAACCUCAGUUUCAAACAAGCCCAUGGUCGAUUUACAGCCACUCCAGACUCCUGCCGGCAAUCAGCGCAAUGAGUUUCCCGUAAACCAAGAGGGAGUGGAGCAACUCCAUCGCUAUCAACGAAGUGGUAUUGGCAGUUCGAAGGGUGCAAAAACUAAGGCAGAUAUGGUGGCGAUGCCGCCACCAAGGCUUCCGGGAAAUAUCAAAAGAGGUAAUACCACUGUCCUUCAAUAUAUUGUAUGCUUGAACGCUUUACUGAAGCGUUUUCCAAUUAGGCGAUUUGCCAAACGCAACGACCCAGCAUCGAACUCGUCUCGUGCCUACCUCCCGCCCAUCAACUGGAGCUUCGCUCUUGCCAACGAAAAAUUCUAUAUUUGA